UAUUAAAGAGCUAAAAUACAUUCAUGUGUGUUCGAAACGAAAUUUGUUUUAAUAGAUUUUUAAACGUUAAUUUGAAAAGAAAGAUUUUAAUUGAUUAAGAAACCAUGUCCUCAUCAAUAAAUGAUCAAGAUGGUCCAGAAUCAUCACAAUCGCCUACUAAACGGCAUAGAAGUCCAUCAUCAUCUGAUGGUCCGAACAAACGUCGUCAUGUUAAUGGCCACAAUAUUGGUAGCUCACCUUUACAUCAAAUGGUGGUUGCCGAUGGUUCAUCGGAAUUGAAUCAACCAUCAUCGAUACGGAUCGCUAAUUCACAAGACAAUCUUUUUCAUGGCAGUUCACCUAUGCCAUAUGAUCUUUCAUCCGAUUUUGGCCAAUUACCACAGAUUCUUAGUAACUAUCGUCGUGAUGAUGUUCGUAGCGAUAUGUCACGAAAUUUGAGACAAAUUAAUCUCAAUCAGGCUGAUCCAUCAUCAGCUGCAGCUAGUGAAUCAAGCGUUACACAAGCUGGAGUUGGAACACAUUUGGUCGUCUGGGGCACCGAUGUAUCAAUCAAUGAAUGUCGUAGAAAAUUGAAACGUUUUAUACAACAAUUUGAAUUGGAUCCAAAUAAUGAUGAUGACGAUUGUCUUCAAUCCAGCCAGGAUUAUUUUGAAUUCGAUAGUGCAGAUUCUUACAAUCAACGAAUGGAAUCUUAUUAUGUUAAAAAAAUUCGUGAAUGUCUCAUUAUCGGCGAUUAUUUUCUUAAUGUUAAUUGUCAACAUUUAUUGAAAUUUGAUGAAAAUCUUUACAGACAAUUGGUCAACUAUCCACAAGAAGUAAUCCCAACUUUUGAUAUGGCAUUGAAUGAAAUUGUCAAUGAAAUUUGUCCGGCUGAAAAUCCACAAAUCGAUGGCCAGAUUUUUCAACGACUUUGUAUUCGACCGUAUAAUGUGAAAAAGACAUCGAAUAUAAGAAAUUUAAAUCCUGAAGACAUUAACCAAUUAGUGACCAUAUCAGGCAUGGUAACACGUUGUUCGAAUAUUAUUGCUGAAAUGUCCAUUGCUUAUUUUGAAUGUUCGGUUUGUAUGUUGGGCACAAAUGUCGAAGUAGAUCGUGGAUUGAUUGCUGAACCUCAGGUUUGCCGUAAUUGUGACACACGAUAUUCAUUCAAGUUGAUUCACAAUCGUUCGAAAUAUACGGACAAACAACAAGUGAAACUUCAAGAAUCACCCGAUGAUAUGCCAGCAGGUCAAACACCAUACACUGUUUUAUUAUAUGCUUGUGCCGAUCUAGUGGACAAAGUUCAACCAGGCGAACGAAUUACCGUAACUGGAAUAUUCCGUGCUACAUCCAUUCGUGUUAAUCCAAAAAUACGAAACGUUAAAUCCGUUUAUCGAACCCAUAUUGAUGUUGUUCAUUAUCGAAAAGCCGAAAGCAAACGAUUACAUGAUUCAUAUUUGGAGUUGAAAUUGCCUAAAGAACGUAUUGAUCAAUUGAUCGCCAUGUCCAAUAUGCCAGACAUUUAUGAACGUUUAGCUCAUUCAUUGGCUCCAAGUAUUUACGAACAUGAAGACAUUAAGAAAGGUAUUCUGUUACAGCUAUUUGGUGGUACUCGUAAAGAUGAUUCUCGUGGUGGUGUAAUGAACAUGAAUGAUCAUUCAACAACAUUUCGAUCAGAAAUCAAUAUUUUGCUUUGUGGUGAUCCUGGUACAAGUAAAUCACAAUUACUACAAUACGUUUAUAAUCUUGUACCGCGUGGUCAAUACACUAGCGGUAAAGGUUCCAGUGCUGUUGGCCUUACUGCCUAUGUGACAAAAGAUCCUGACACUAAACAAAUGGUUUUACAAACGGGCGCUCUAGUUUUAAGCGAUGGUGGCAUCUGUUGUAUCGAUGAAUUCGAUAAAAUGAACGAAUCAACACGAUCUAUUCUACAUGAAGUAAUGGAACAACAAACAUUGUCCAUAGCUAAAGCCGGAAUUGUCUGUCAAUUGAAUGCCCGUACAUCGAUUUUGGCUGCAGCCAAUCCUAUCGAAUCACAAUGGAAUAAGAAUAAAACAAUUGUAGAAAAUAUCAAAUUACCUCCUACUUUGAUGUCUCGAUUUGAUUUGAUAUUUUUGCUUCUCGAUCCACAAGAUACUGAAUACGAUCGACGAUUGGCCAAACAUCUUGUUUCUUUGUAUUAUAAAUCAUCGGAUUCAGAAUCGAAUGAUGAAAAACAAUUUUUAAUUGACAUUAAUCUGGCCAAAGAUUAUAUUGGAUAUGCUCGAGCAAAUUUCCAUCCAAUACUUAGUGCCGAAUCACAAGAAUGUCUUAAAAAUGCCUAUGUAGAAAUGCGAAAAGUAGGUUCUGGAAAAGGUCAGAUUACUGCUUAUCCACGACAAUUGGAAUCAUUGAUUCGAUUGGCUGAAGCACAUGCAAAAAUGCGUUUUAAAACAACUGUUGAAGUGGAAGAUAUAGAAGAAGCUCGACGAUUACAACGAGAAGCGAUUAAACAAUCAGCCAUUGAUCCUACAUCUGGUCGAAUCGAUGUUUCGAUAUUAACUACUGGAACUAGUUCACAUAAUCGUAAAAUCAAAAAUGAUUUGUUGAAUGGUCUACGACAAUUAGUGGACAUGAUGAAGCAUGAAUUGGUUCAACGUGGCCAAGACGAAGAUAAUUAUGUUCAUUUAGAAUAUCAACAAGUGUUCAAUGAAUUUAAAUCAUCAUCAACGUUGGCCGUCACCCGAGAUAUGUUUGAUGAGGCCAUAAUUGCAUUACGUGAUGAAGGUUAUUUAGAGGUUAUUUCCAACAAAAUGAUUCGUGUGGCAGUUUAAUAAGAUUUUGAAAAAUCAAUUUAUUACAAUAAAAAGUUUCUUUUUU
Molecule: messenger RNA, 2838 nt
Organism: Dermatophagoides farinae (American house dust mite)
Lineage: Eukaryota; Metazoa; Arthropoda; Arachnida; Sarcoptiformes; Pyroglyphidae
Source: RefSeq, a predicted model, not a curated record